This is a messenger RNA of Cryptotermes secundus, 8969 nucleotides long. Its product is annotated as CUGBP Elav-like family member 4. The record is from RefSeq and is a predicted model, not a curated record. Lineage: Eukaryota; Metazoa; Arthropoda; Insecta; Blattodea; Kalotermitidae. Gene Ontology annotation, biological process: mRNA splice site recognition; regulation of alternative mRNA splicing, via spliceosome. The coding region runs from base 424 to 1656 and encodes 410 amino acids. The transcript has 12 exons. Gene Ontology annotation, cellular component: ribonucleoprotein complex; cytoplasm; nucleus. Gene Ontology annotation, molecular function: mRNA binding.
UUAAAAUAAAAAGAGGGAGAUAUUUUAAAAUAGAAGGGGGGGAAAGAGACACUGAGAAAGUUGUGCUUUUAUGUGUGUGUAGGUCGGUCAGUCUCUGCGACGAAACUCAUGCGGGAUGUUUGGCAGGGAAAUUUAUACGAAAAAAGUUUCUAGUUUUUGUUGUUUAUGCGGGUUUUGUUAUAUUUCUAUAUAUAUGUGUAUGUAAAGUCCGUGAGAAUUGUUUAUUGUUGUUGAAUCAGUGAACUAACUGCUUUGAAACAGACAUAAACAGGGGGCAAAAAUAUUGUUACUCCAAAAUAAAUGUUAGAAUUUGUCUCUUGUAUUUGACUAUCGACUUCUCAUGUGUAGUGGAAACUUCGUGAGUUGGAAAUCUACAUAAAGACACAGAGGAAGUUUUUUGUUCACUUUUUUGUACCUUUCACCAUGGUAUAUGUGAUUGGAGUACAUCAGGCGAUAACCGUACGCUGUGGUAAUAUGAACCGUCCUAUCCAAGUGAAACCAGCGGACAGUGAAAACCGCGGAGAAGACAGAAAGCUGUUUGUGGGUAUGCUUAGCAAGCAACAAACUGAAGAAGAUGUACGCCAGUUGUUUGCUCCAUUCGGAACCAUAGAAGAGUGCACAAUUCUUAGAGGACCUGACGGUACCAGUAAAGGUUGUGCGUUUGUCAAAUUCAGCUCACACCAAGAAGCCCAAGCGGCUAUCAACAGUCUACACGGGAGUCAAACUAUGCCGGGAGCUUCCUCAAGCCUCGUGGUGAAGUUCGCGGACACAGAGAAAGAGCGUCAGCUGCGUCGCAUGCAACAGAUGGCCGGCAACAUGAGUCUCCUCAACCCUUUUGUCUUCAACCAAUUUGGGGCAUAUGGUGCCUAUGCACAGCCCGUGCAGCAACAGGCAGCUCUGAUGGCAGCUGCUACAGCUCAAGGCACUUACAUCAAUCCCAUGGCAGCUCUUGCCACACAGAUCCCUCAUGCAACCCUCAAUGGCAUGGCCAACCCCGUUGUACCACCCACAUCAGCUCUUAUUUUAGGUUCGGGUUCAGGCCAGCCCGUUAAUGGCACCAUUCCUAGCCUGCCUUCCCCGACCAUGCCCAACUUCAACAUGGCAGCACAGACCCCAAAUGGGCAACCUGCUGGCUCUGACCCAUCCGUCUACACUAAUGGCAUUCCGCAGACAUAUCCUGCGCAUGCGCUCCACUUGUCCAUUCCAGCACAGGGUCUGCCAAAUGGAGAGGCCGCAUUACAACAUGCUGCGGCCUAUCCUGGGAUGCAACCAUAUCCCGGUGUUGCGUACCCCGCUGCUGCGGUUUACGGCCAGUUCCCGCAGGCCAUUCCCCAACCGAUGUCCACCGUCCCCCCUACGCAAAGGGAAGGCUGCUCCAUCUCAGGACCAGAAGGCUGCAAUCUGUUUAUCUACCAUUUACCUCAGGAGUUUGGCGAUGCUGAACUGAUGCAGAUGUUCUUACCAUUCGGCAAUGUUAUCAGUUCCAAGGUGUUCAUUGACCGCGCCACCAACCAGAGCAAAUGCUUUGGAUUUGUAUCAUUUGACAACCCAGCAAGCGCCCAGGCUGCAAUUCAGGCCAUGAAUGGUUUCCAGAUCGGCAUGAAGCGUCUCAAAGUGCAGCUGAAGAGGCCCAAGGAUGCCAAUCGCCCUUACUAACCCCCACUGUAGCCUAGCCACUGCAGCAGCAGCUACCAGCAUGCACAGAUUUUUCAGUUAGCCUUGUGUGGUGCAAGACAAGAGACCAAUCACAGUACUUCAAGAUGUCAGCAUCUGAACCUGCACCAGAAUACAUCCAGGGCUACCAAUCUUCCUUCCGAUGACUACAUCACUCAUCAUGAGUCCUACAGGAUGUUUGGCGCCACUCUUCCCCUGAAUCACAACUGUAGAAGUGGCAGUAGCGGUGACAGAGUGUGGAAUCUUGACCCUCCCGAAAGGUGACAAUGGGAGAUGAUUGCACACCACAACUCUACAGCUCUACAGCUACUACAACAGUCACCAUAACUUUCUUCUACAUAUACACUGCUACAAAGCAACUGAAAAUAAUCAUUAAUGAUGACUGGGAAUAUCUUCCCAUUGCCAAGGAUGGGGCAGUACAUAAAUCUCCAUAUACUUCCUGACAAGUAUUAGCAUUGUGGUGCAGGAUUAUAUUAGACCUCCGGCCCACGGAACAAAUUAGUCAUCUAGUAACAAAAUCUUAGUGUAGUGAAUAGAUUUUAAAGAAAGCUUCAUAUUCUUAUCAUUAUUAUAUACAAUUAUUAAUAUAACUUAAGUAUUUAUUAUACUAAUAUUUCAAGAUAACUACCUGCAAUGAGGUGAGUGACUUAACCCAUUUUGCUUAGUACUUUAAGAUGAUGAGCAUGGAUGAAUUAUGAAGGUUAUAUUGGCUGUUGGCCUCUAGUUAAGACAAGGGCUCUGUAGCACAAGAAUGGCUAGAAAGCCACCAGCAAUGGUAAACUGAUGACAGAAACAGGCUAGGGACUGAGCACACAUAUUUUGUCUGUACAUGUGCAUGCAUGGCAGGAAAGUGUAGCAUUUAUGACUUGAAAAAUUCCAAAUGGGCUGUGAUCUAUCUACUAAAUUAAAAUAAAGGAAAGUAAAUAUGAUGUGUAAAACUGUACAGGCUGUUUAUGUCUUCUUGUUUGUUCGUAAAGUAAGCUGGUGGUUUGUUGUCAUUUAAAAGAAAAGUAAUGUAACUAACUCAGUGUUAUUUUUGGUGUAAUGGUCAGUAUUCUUGGAAUUUUAACGGUGCAUAAACAAAAUAAGAAACGAAGUAAUGUUGAUAAUAUGACAGUUAUAUAUGUAAGGUGAUUUAUUUUUAUUGCCAAAAGAUGUGAUGUUGAUUACACUGUUGACACUCUGUCUCACUGAUGCCUGUUUCUCUCAUUUGCUACACAGAUUGCUUGCAUGCAUGUCACAUGUCUGAUUGGCAUGUCAGAAUAUAUAUAAACGCUUAUUAGUUUGGUUAGUGGCAAGACUUGGGCUUUUGAGGAGGCCAACAGCCAAUUGAUAAAUCAUUCUUGAUAUCGUUGCCAAGUUGCACAAGUAUUCACUGGGAUUUUUAACUCCCUCCCCCCCACCACCCCAUAUGUAAUUAAUAACCUACAAGAUGAAACAGUGUAACAAUACCUAAUAUUUAUAAUGAAAAUGAUACAAAAUAAUUAAUAAUGUAAUAUUUCUACUACAGUUUUAGCAAAUAUUAAUUCAUAACCAAAAUACCAAAUUAUUCAUACAUAAACAUGAAACCAUACAUACGUAGUUUGUAGGUAUUGCGAGCAUACAAGGGUUAAAGUACAUUUAGUAGUCUAUAAUCAUAGCAACUCCCAGAAAGCCAAAGAUAAUAGGAGGGGUGUUUCUACUUUUUCUUUCAUAAAAUAUUUAUUCAUAUUUCAUAAUUAUUUAGAACAUGAUCCUGAAGGGUAUUUAUUUAUAGCAUUACACCAAAGUGAGGAGUAUUCAAUGAAGGCCAUUGUUAUUGUUAAGUUACUGACUGACCAACUGACCAACAAGCUGACUUACUGGCUGACUGACCGACUGACCAAAAGACAGACUGGAUUGGGUCUUAUAGUACAUUACUUGUAUGGAGAAGCAGCUCUAGAUCUAGGUGCACUUGAGACUUGCAUCUUUAAUUUAAUUUAGUUUCAUCAGUUAAUUGCAGAGACAGGUAGACAGCAGGUGUCUUCAGAACAAUCACUUCAUCUCAUAUAUCAAAUAUUUCUUAAUUUUCUGCUUUACAGUUAUGCUCAGACAAACUCACUCACAUAGCAAAUGGCCUACACAUUUCCUUCACCUCUCCAAAUACCAUUGCUCGCUGUACUGACUAGUUGACAGCCUGCUGCCUGACAUUUGUCUCUGGUACAUGAGCCACAUGCUUCUUCACAAACAGAAACUGUUUAUAAUAUCUAGUCAAAAAAGCUUCUCAGCCGAGAAUGGUAGUAUAUAGACAAAGGUAAAACAGAAAUACUGUAGAUUUGUAGGAAAUGUAGUAAUAUAUAUUUAACUUAUUAAAGAAGUAAACCCCAGAAGGACUGGAUAAGAAGAAUUGUAUAGUUAAGUCUAUAGCAUUGACAGCCAGUAUGCGCAUAGAAAGAGCAGUGACAUGUUGUAGAUACGUACGUGUGCAAUAGGAACACAACAUGAUCGACACAUUAUCUUUUUCUGUUGAUGCAUCUUUACUUAAAAAUAUAGUGCAAGUAACAGAUAAUAUUAAUGUAAUUUAUUUUUUGUUUAAGAGAGCUGUGUAAUUUAGUGCAAUUAAUAACCUUGAAGAACAUGAGAUUAAAACAUCAAAAUCUUUAUCAAAUCUUGUUUUACAUUGCUUUAUCUCUACUUCACAUUUGUUCUUAAAUCUUUGAAAAAGAGCUUUUAUUUAGUGAAUUAAUGCAUUCCGAUUAUUUUCUAAUAAAUCAAACACAUUCCCUUCAAAAUAAUUAAAAAAAAAUCGACGAACUGGAAAAAUGAGUUCAAAGAACAUGUUAAUGAUGAGAUUUCAGCAUACUACUUGAGUUUUACUGAUCAGCUGCAAUUAGUGUUGGAUAUGUGCAAUGGAAAGGCAGUUAAUAUAGUUUUGAAAGGGAUAAGCAAGUUUAAUUUCCUAGUCUUAUUUCUAGUGCAGUAACACAAAUGGUGCUCCUUGCAAGAGAUAGUUAGUUGUCUAGCAAACAUGUUGAAAGAGGUAGUUAUUUGUAAUUUAGAUGUAAUUUAUUUUUUAUUGAUUCUAAUUACUUUAUUUAUUUAUUGCCUCACUUGGAGGUUUUAUGAAAACUAGUGAGGAGCAAAUAAAAAUGGAUUGUACAUGGUUAUCACCUAUUAACGACAGCUUGCUAAGCCUUUUGCUACAACCAGCUACAUAUACAUUAAAUUAUAUUUUGAUAAUAUAUGCUGUAUAAAAUUAUCUAUCAAUUGAGUACCUAUCUAUGGGAUGUUCAUUUUUUAUACAUAUUUAUUUUUGUUGUAAUAGCUACCUAUUGUCAUUUUUAUCAAUUGGUGCCAAUAUGUGGUAGUGAAGUUCGUUUUGUUAGUUUCAUGAUAGUCAGUAGGGAACUGCACUUCAAUAACUGUACGUUUGGUGUAUCGGUUGUUCAUAUAUCCUGCGUGCAUAUAGAGCUGCACAGGAUAUGAUGGUAAAGCUUGAAAGAUAGUGGAGAAUUCCAAAAGUUUUGGCAGAGUCCCUUGUUUUCUUUCCUUGAUUGAGGGAAGCAUUUAUUUAAUACAUCUAGUGUAAGUUAACUGUUCCAUUCUUUUACUUUAAACACACGCACAUAUGCACAUACAUACAUCAUCAUCACACAUACACACACACACACAGUACACAUAUACAUACACAAAAUGUGCUCUCACAAUUCCAACAGUUCAAUUAUUGCGCUGCCUUUCAUGUAUGACUUCAACAUAACUUACGGAUCUGCAAAUGAUAAUCUGACCAGUGCGAACUUGUAUGGGGGCGAGGAAAGACAUAAAUGGACAUGAAAGCGCAAGGGAAUGCAAGAACAUUUUUCCACUUGUCUAAUGAUAUGAAAAUAAAAAAAACCCCCACUGCUAUGAAGUGAUUCUUGGAUACAGGGUAUGUUUUUUCAAUUAUUUGUGUAAAUGUUUUUCUGUGAAACCAAAAAAAAAAAAUGGUGUACUCUCUUAAUAGAUUUUUCACGAAUCAAAGGAAACCUAGUGAUCACUUUUCAAAUGCUACGUUAGUGAAAUAUGUGCCGAUCCAACAGGGGGACCCACAGAAUUUCUGUGGAUUUCUUUUAUUAUACAUAUUCUUAGCUGGAAGAAAGAAACCAUAAUCCACUACAUACAUACAGUGGAUGUGCUGUUUGGGCCAUCAAAAGGUCACCUAUGUUUAAAGAGGCAGUCAGCUUCAUGUAGCUUCCAUUCUCUAAGGCAUUGUUUCCAAACUAGUUUAUCCGUUUAAAAUGUAGAUUGACCCAUUUUUGGUUUAAAUGCUCAUUAUAAAAGUUAAGAUCUUGAGUUUUCUAAAACAAUUUUAACACAGUAUUUUCCAUCCAUGCUAUGUAUAGUAAUAUAAUUCUGAUAGUACAUAUAUAAUAUAUGCCAUUUGUAUGAACCCACUUUAUGUUGUGUAUCAGUCACAUCGUAGCUGAGUUAAGCUCUUAAUCACAAAACUUAAAAAUAAACAAAAAAAAAUACAAAACUGGACAUGAGUGCAGGAGAGCACACUUCAAGACUGUCUCAAAUUAAAACUAUGUUGCAAUGAGACUCGUCUGUCUCUCCUACCGAAUCUGACUGGAACGCCCCUCUGAGUUCAUUCUGAUUGGUAGUAGCAGCAGCAUCAGCAUGGACUAAAUAAGACAAGCUCGGCAAAUUAGCCUGUUCCUUCUUUAUUGCAGUUUAUAAUUAUUAUGAUAAUAUAUAAAUAUAAAUAUGUAUGAUAUAUACUAUAUAUAUAUAUAUUUUGAUUUGUUCUUGCCACCAACUGUAAGGCAAGGGGAAUAGGGCAGAUGUGUGGAUUGAGAUAUGCCCUCAAUUUGUAAACCAUUUGCUAAGAGGUGAAGGUGCUGCAAAUGACAAUGUAGGGGAAAGCAGCUUAGGGACACAAGCUUUUAUUGGUAUUUGAUUCACUUUGGGACCAAGCACUUGGUUUUUUUGGAAUUUGAAAAAUGAAAUGCCAUGUAGCAAAUAUGGAAGGAAAUUUGUCCUGAAAGUUGAAUAUUGUUGACUUAAUAUGCUACAAAGUGGAAAUACCUUUCACCUCUCAGCAAAUUUAGGCUGAACUGUUUUGCAAAGUUUUUUUUAGCAACAGAUAUUUUUAAAAAAAUAUUAUUAAAUAAUAAGGACCUGAAUGGUCACAUAAAUAUUCAUUUAAGAAACAAGGAUCUGGCAGUGAAUGGGAAAACUGGUUAUCAGUCUAUUAUGAAAUCUGGUAUACUGAAACUGGCAAAUGUGAAGAAUUUUUUCUUAGUCUUUUUUGUAUUAUUAUUUUUAGUUUUAUGCUAUUUCCUCAUAAAUAUACAUAAUAUACCCCUUUAAUAGGACAUCAUAAAUGGAGGUGCAUUCUCCUAUCUUAGAAUUUGUAAUUUUAAACCAUGUGAACACAUGGUUGCUCUUAAUCUGUACCAGCUAUACUAAUUCCAUAGCAGAAGUGCAGAUGUUUCAUUCAUAUUUCUUUGGAGAGUGUCUUUCAAAGCCAUUGUAAUAUAUAUGAGAAAAUUAUUGAAACUAUUUCUAGUCAUAUACUUUUAUUAAUAACGGGUCUUUGCAUUUAAUGGACCCAGUAUUAUAACCAAGUUAGGUUUUGAAGGGUACUAGUAUCAUUGAUUGCAUUCUUCUGAAGCACUAUCAGAUUUCAUACUGUAAAGUUUUUAAGUUUGAUACAUCUUCUAAACAGUACGAAGAAAGCUGCAGAUGUGACUGGAUAUGAAGUGUGAUCAAUUCUAGUGAAGAUGAUUUGCAAGUAAUUAUUUCAACUUUAGUGUGGCAAUUCAUGAAACAGUAUUAAAUAUAUAUCCAUGAUUUAUCGUGGUCAUAUAUAAUACACAAGAAAAAACAUAAAAAUUAAAAAAAAAGUGCCAUACUAGUUGCGAGGUUAGGUUGUGCUUGUGGUGAACUCUGAUGACAGAUAAAAGAAGUGUGAGAAUGGCAGCAGCUAAUUUAGCAUAUCAGUGUGUUGAGCUUUGACCUCUGCUUGGCAGAGGGCACACUUUUCAUUUUUCAUCUUCAAGUUUAUGAGUCAAACAAGCAAACAAGAGGCCAAAAAGAGAUAUUAAACAAGAAAUUAAAUAAAUAUUUUAAAAAGGUGUGAGCUUCAUUAUAUAAGCAAGCCAUGUGGAACCUCUGUUGCAUGCCAAUUUGAUUAGUUAAUGGUAAUGGUCUUAUGUUAUUGCAGGCUGGAACAUUAAUUCAACAGUGCUGCAUUAAACAAAUACAGUCAUCAGAUUGAUAAAGGAGUGAUUGAUUAUUCAUUACUAUUGAAUAUACUGUAGUUUCAGUAUUAGGUUUUAAUUUCACUUUACAAACAGGGCGAUCAUACAUGAAAUGUAAUCACUGAUUUAGGGCACCAACUAUGAUUUUCUGUGGAUUACUCAUUUAUGGGCUGUUUCAGAAUAAGUGUGUACUUGUGGAAAAUAAUUUAUCAGUAGGGCCUGACAUUGGCCUCUUUCUUGUCUCCCUUUUGAGAGCAUUAUAGAAAGAUGAAGCUGCCUGAAUAUGAGACCAAAUCAAGAUACAACAAAUUCAGAUCAGAAUGGUAUGUCACAUUUUUAGCACAUGUUGAUACAAGAUAAAAUAAUGAUGUAAUUAUCACAAAAAAGAAUCCACAAUAUACUCGUAUGUACAGAAUAGGUUCUGUGGUGGACAGUCACCAAGGACUGCAAGAAGAUGCUUUACUUAGUGCCAGUAACAUACAGUACAUUGCAUGUAUUGGUCAUCCUGUUAAUGAUCUAAAAGAGCUCUGGCUUCCUGUUAUUUUCUUUCUUAGUCUGUUAAAGAAACUUAUUAUAUAAUAUAUAAACAUAUAAAAAAAAAUGAUCAUUAGUAAAGAGUCUCACCUAGAUAGUCAUCAUAACCAUAGCAUAAUUUAUAUAUCCAUAAUUACCAUCCGGAGGGCUGGAUCAUUGUGGUCUAGGGCGUGGGCCUGUAUCUCUGGGUGUCCCUGGCUAGAUACAGGUCAAGCGUAUCUGUUUCAUUUAUUGAAUUAAUGAAAAAUUCUUGUGGCUGCUGAACACCUCUUCUUGCUUUUAGACUGUGUUUAAAGGACAAGAUUACAAGAAUCAUGAAAUCUGGAUUUGUCUCUAAUGCAAGUAAUAAUAAUAAUAAUACAUUAAUAUAAUUUAUAGAAAUAUAUGAAUGGAUUUAGUAGUAUUCAUUAUUAUUGCUAUUAUUAUUCUCAUUAAAUUGUUAUAGGUGGUCAAAUUAAAACAGCUAAAAGCCAUCUGGUGAAAAGAACUUGUUCAGCAACCCAGAAGGUACAAGAACUUUAUAACAGAAUUAAAAAUAAAGUUGAAGAAUAAAACUGAAAA